UCUAGACGUGUAUUGGAACUAUGUGUGGUGUCGGGACGCUGCCAAAAAAGGGCCAGCGUGGACCGCCUGAACAGCAGCGAUGGAUUAAUCCAACAUGGAUGGAUUUGUGUGUGUGUGUGUGAGUGAAUCUGUGCCAGAUAACUACUUACCGGAGUCUAAAUGGUACUUCUCGGCAACCUUUCUAUCCGAGCAUUCAACACAGUAGUAUUUCUCCACUGCUGCCUGAUGGCUUUUGGUAAAGACAUUCAGGGAUUUCAUGGAAACGAAAUGAAUGAGUCCGAUAGAGCCCGCAUCUGCCAUAAUUUUUCUGUUGGAAAUCCCGAAAAAAUGGAGUUUUACUCACCUCUCUACCCGAAUAACUACCCUAAUAAUACAGAAUGUGUGCGUCAAAUUACAGCUCCCUUUGGUUACUUCGUACAAAUCGACUUUCGAGAUAACUUCCACUUGGAGGACUCUCCCACCUGCGAGUAUGAUUCUUUAGAAGUAAGAGAUGGACCUUACGGAUAUUCUAAAGUCAUUCGUAAAGUUUGUGGCGACAAGUUUCCUAACUUCAUCACCUCUUCAGACCGUUAUUUGUGGCUCAAGUUUUCUUCCGACGACAGUAUCGAGUAUUCGGGAUUUAGAGCUGUCUAUCAAUUCAUAAGGAUCGAAGGUUUCGAACGACCUCCUUCAGAAGAAUGUAUUUUCCAUCGAGAAGGGCUGAAUGGUAUUUUAAGUAACAACGACAUUCAAGAAGCCACCUACAACUAUUCCCUGAUUUGGAAAGUACCGCUUGAUUGCACGUGGAUAAUACGAGUCCCUACGGGAUGGAAGAUGUAUUUAUCCUUCAAGAAGUACAGCCUGGAAGAACCGAACAAUUGCAAUGUUAAUUAUAUUGAAGUAUACGGGGAGACUUUAAACGAAGAGAAAAAGUUGGCAAGAUUCUGUGGUACGGGUACCGAAGCUCAAAGAUCAGAUAAAUCCAUUCUUCACGUUAGAUAUUAUGCGGAGCAUACGGCAUUACAAGGGAUAUUUAGCAUCUUGUUUACGGCCUUCAGAGAAGCAGAGGAAUGCGACAGCGACGUAGAGUUCAACUGCGCUGAUGGCACUUGUAUAACAAAGAAUCUGAAGUGCGAUGGAAACUAUAAUUGUAAAUACAGAUACGAUGAGGAUCCGUCCUUGUGUUCUCCAGCUACUUCGAAAUCUAGCAUAAUGUUGCUCACAUCGGACCACAUGAUCAUAAUUCUGAUAGUCUUCUGCGCUCUUGUAUUUGCCAUGUGCACGUCCAUCGUGGUCACUUGCUACGCUCGAGUCAAGAGUAGAAGACAAAGAAGGAGAGAAUAUAAAAUCAGACGUUCCAAAGACGUUUCUUUUGACAUGGAAAUCGACCAUAGUACUGAAGCGGCUUUAGCGGCUCAAGCGGCGGAAAUCAGCGCCGCUCGAAGAAAAAUCGCAUUGGAUACAGAAGAAGAAACAAAUGGAUGUUACGUACCGGAAGUGGACUUGAGUGUGUUCCGGUGUAAUCCAAACGGUCAUCCGAUAUCUAAAGGAGAAGACGAGAGGACCAAACACGUGACUAUUAACACCAUUAGCGAUUCUAAUCACCAUCACCAUUAUUUCUACUGUCAGAAGCACGGGGGCGACACGGUCAGUUGCAGUAGUCUGUCUCCCCCUCUACCGCCCCCUCCUCCGCCCCCUCAACUGAGGGGAAGAGGUUUAGAUCCGGAAAGAGGUUGCGACGACGAACAGUGUCCUCACAAACGCGCGAGAUCGAACACCUUCAGGACUUAUCUCGCUGCUCCUUCGGGUGCCGAAGAGGAAGGUGAAGAUAACCAAGAAUCCUUCAGGGCCGAAGCGGUGGUCGAAACCGAUCAAGGACUCUGCAACUUCGAACCGCCUACCUCGGCACCCGACGUCAUAGUUCAUAGUUAAAAAUAAGGUUAAUUCUUUCCCUCAUUUUUUGGCAGAGUCCACAACGAACAGUUCAAGCAUUUCUACUGUCGAGAUGUUUGCUUUCUUUUUCUACCAUGGAGACAACAAAACAAAAUGUUUUUUUACUGUGUCCUCGUCCAUCGUUUAGGAAUAUGUGAUUAGUGAAGAGGAUCGUUCGUCAAUAGGCCUUCACAUAUCAGAAGGUUUUUUUCGGGUGUGAAGUCACGUGUUUAUAUCCAAAGGACUGUGUUCGGUAAUCCAUAGUAAUCUUUUUAAAGAUAAUCAAUAACGUAGAAGCGGGGAAGCGGAGAAGUCAUAGAUUGUAAUAUACGGGAAAUUUUCAUUUUAUUAUUGAAUUUCAAGGAAAAAAUAUUUCAUUUAACAUGGAUGACCGAACACGCGUGUAGAAAAACCCCCAAAUCGUUCUCGGGAUAUUCGAUAAGAAUUUAUAGAAAAGAGCGAUAAUAAAUUGAGCCUUUGUGCCUUUUAUAUGCACGAGGAUAUAAACUGUAUGUCUGUCCAGUAGAAAAAAAAAGUUUGGAAAUUUUUGGAAAUAAAAUGUAUUGUUUGAAGAAAGUACUUUUCGUCUCUCUCAAUCUGAUGAAUUUACAACACGAUUUAAUACAAAUUUCUUAAACUUCUCACCAAUUUGGGGAUAUUUUCGUGAACUCUUUUUCCCUAAAUGCGGCCGAAAUUUUAUCAGAACUCACUUCCGCGCAGAAUUUGGCAGCUAUACAACUCCUAACCACUAA
This is a messenger RNA of Centruroides sculpturatus (bark scorpion), 2663 nucleotides long. RefSeq names its product neuropilin and tolloid-like protein 2. Lineage: Eukaryota; Metazoa; Arthropoda; Arachnida; Scorpiones; Buthidae. The coding region runs from base 160 to 1911 and encodes 583 amino acids. The transcript is spliced from 10 exons. Gene Ontology annotation, molecular function: protein binding. The record is from RefSeq and is a predicted model, not a curated record.